AUGCCAGCAAAGUCAAGUACCUACAAGUUAAGACCAUUUAUCGAAGCACCUUUAUCUUCGUCAGAUGAGAAGCCAAUCGAGUUGGAAUCAAUUGAUUUAUCAUUUUACAAAGACGGUCCCGAAAACCUCCCAGCAAGAAAAGAGUUAGCAGCCAAGAUUGAGAAAUCAUUGUCCACAUAUGGGUUCAUUUCGGUGAUUAACCACGGAUUUGAUGCGGAGAAAUUAGAGCACCUCAAAGCAGUAGCACAAGCAUUGUUGGAAGUGCCAGUAGAAGAACAAAAGAAGCACUUAGCUGGUGCUCUCAAGUCUGAUCUUGAAGAUAGGUCCAAAUCAAUUGGUGCUGAAAGGGCUUCUGGAUAUAAACCAAAGGGUUAUUGGUCCAUGAGGAAUGGUGUUGAAGAUUCAAUCACCCAUUACAACUUCAAUAAUAUGAACCAUUCAAGAUUCUUUGAUACCAAAGCCAACAACUACCCUGAGGUUGCAGAGGAUCAUCUUACAGAGAUUGCUGAGUACUACCGAUUUUUGCACACUGACACCUUGAGAAAGCUCUCUAAUUUGACAGAUUUGGUAUUGGAACUUCCUGAGGGGUUCAUUUAUGAGAAUUACUAUUCUGUCAAAGAUGGAGAUUUUGAUGGUUCUGGAGGAGGUGCUGGUAGGUUCAUGCUUUAUGAUGCAAUGCCACCAGAAGACCAAAAGAAGGUGGACAAUACAUGGUUGAGAGGCCAUUCGGAUAGUGGCGGAUUCACGUUCAUCACAUCGCAGCCAAUCUUGUCGUUGCAGAUUCGUGACUACUAUACUGGCGAGUGGAACUAUGUUGGCCACACACCCAACGGAUUGAUUGUUAAUAUCGGCGAUGCCAUGGAGUUUAUCACUGGUGGUUACUUCAAGUCGUCGAUACACAGAGUAGUUUCUCCUCCUGACGACCAGAAGAAUUACCGAAGAUUGGUGUUGAUCUAUUUCAGCAAGCCGAAGGAGACAGCCAUACUAGAUCCAGAACCAUUGGAAUCUCCCAAGUUGAAGCGUUUGGGUUAUAACAAACCUGAAGAAUGGGACAAGAUUGAUUUUGCGGCUUGGAAUAAGAUGAAGUCUAGCUUGUUUGGCAGAAAAGUGGUAAAUGAUACCAAUUCCGAAGAGCCGAAGUUGGUGUUACUACACGGAAGAUUGCAUGAGAGAUGGCAUCAAGCUGAGGCAAACUUUAGCUUAGAGGAAGCUCAAAAGAAGUUUGAUGUAAUUACGUUGGAGAGCUAA
Lodderomyces orthopsilosis Co 90-125 is the source of this 1248-nucleotide messenger RNA. RefSeq lists its product as uncharacterized. The record is from RefSeq and is a predicted model, not a curated record. Gene Ontology annotation, molecular function: dioxygenase activity. The transcript has a single exon. The coding region runs from base 1 to 1248 and encodes 415 amino acids. NCBI's taxonomy places the organism in Eukaryota, Fungi, Ascomycota, Pichiomycetes, Serinales, Debaryomycetaceae.